AUGGCUCGUCGUUCAUCUUCUCCACGUCGUAGUCGUAGUCCUCGUCGUUCUCGUCCACGCAGUCGCAGUUCGUCUCUAUCUAAACGACGUUCACGCUCUCGUUCUCGCUCUCGUUCACGUGAUCGUCGUGGUCGUUCUCGUUCCUAUGACGGUCGUCGAAAAGAUCGUCGAGAACGUGGUAGAGGAGGGUAUUUACCUCCUAGUACUACUUCAAGAAGUAGUACAAACACACGACGUCAUCGUUCCCGUUCCAUGGAUCGGACUACGACUACUUCUUCUUCUUCUGCUUCUCGUCGUGAACCUAUUAGUCUUCUUGUCCGGAAUCUCUCCCCCGAUACGACGCAAGAUGAAUUACGUCGUGCUUUCUCUCGUUCUCCUGGUGAUAUUCUGGAUGUUUAUAUUCCAAAGGAAUUUAAUUCCAAUCGACCACGAGGUUUUGCAUUCAUUGAGUUUGCAGAUUCACGAAUUGGACGUGAUGUGAAAUUUGAAAUGGAUCGAUCGAGUCUUGGAGGACGUGAAAUUGCAGUGCUUUUUGCGAAACAACAUCGGAAAAGUCCGCAUGAAAUGCGACGUAUUUUGAAUCUACCGCCAGAUGAAUCGCCAAAACGCUCGUCUAGACGACGUUCCAAGUCGAAUUCACGCUCAAGUUUUCAAAAGAGACGCAGUGCCAGUCUGGAAGACAAACAAGAAUCGACCUCGCCACGUGCUUCACUAUCACCACGUCGUGCUUCUCCUUCGCCAAAUCGCGAGGAACAAAGCACUGCUCGCAGUCCGUCAGCCGACGGCAAGGCCGGUGAUUCGAUGUCCGAGGUAUGUAAAGCACUUCAGCUGCUUACGACACUUGAAACGUUGCACAUGUACUGA
Peronospora belbahrii is the source of this 864-nucleotide messenger RNA. NCBI's taxonomy places the organism in Eukaryota, Oomycota, Peronosporomycetes, Peronosporales, Peronosporaceae. The record is from the annotation of a GenBank genome assembly.